CUCAUUCUCACAUCAUGGUCACACUCCAGACCUGCUCCAGAUUCGGGCCGUCCACAAAGUUCUAUAUAAAAUUCAAGAGGACAUGAUCUCAAGACUAUCAUACCUUCAUCACUCUCAUGGCGCUCAGUCCGAUUAAGACCUGUGUCCUCGGCGUGGGUCUUGCUGGGCUCACGUUUCAUGUUCCAUUCGUACUCGCUUUGCCCGAACUCUUCACUCUUACCGCUGUCCUGGAGCGCAACCCACAGAAUCCCGGAGGAAAGGUGCAGCAGCGCUUUGGAGUUACGACAAAAAUUCACAGGACAGUCGAAGAGGUCGUGAACGACCCUGAAAUCGAGCUUGUUAUUGUAGGAACCCCAAAUGACACGCAUUACCCAUUUGCCAAAGCUGCUCUUGAGGCCGGCAAACAUGUUCUCGUUGAUAAACCUGUGACUGAGACGGUGAAAGAAGCAAAUGAGCUUGCAGCCAUUGCCAAAGCAAAAGGCCUUGUUCUCUAUGGCUACCAAAAUCGACGCUGGGACUCGGAUCACCUCGCGCUGAAGCGCCUGCUUUCACUUCCUUCAUCUUCGCCUCUCUCCCUUGGUAACCUACUGGAAUUUGAGUCUCACUAUGAUCGUUACCGUGCAGGGAUACGGUCUUCCUGGAAGGAUAGUGCGGGCGCAGUAUAUGAUCUCGGUUCACAUCUCCUAGACCAAGCUCUCAAACUCUUUGGCCGACCCGCGCAAAUCACUGCGUUCAUUCAAAAUAUCCGUGGUGUCACGAAACCGGAAGUUGAUGACAUCUUCACUAUCUAUCUACACUACAAUCCUGGGACUCUUUUCCCAAACCAGUUCACCGUGCUUCUCCGCUCGCACAUCCUAUCAGUGAAAUCCCCUCAGCUACGCUACGCAGUACGCGGCACAAAGGGAAUGUUCACCAAAUAUGGCCUCGAUACGCAAGAGGAACAGUUGAAAGCGAUGUCCUCUGUUAGCAGUAUCCUUGAACCAAGUUAUGGACUGGAGCCUGAGUCCAUCUACGGCAUCGUCGAAAAUAUCGCCGACGAUGGCCAUGCCCCGGGUCAGUAUAUUGGCCUCUUCAAGAACCUUGCUGGUGCUAUCCGUAAUAACGAGGAACUUGAGGUGAAGUGGGCAGAAACGACACAGGUGAUCGAGAUGAUCGAAUUGGCCUAUAAAAGCUCCGCUGCAGGCCGCACUUUGGAGGUAUCAAAGGUUUAGUUGAUAUCAACAUGCACCUCAUUAUAUACUUGUAUCAUAGAAGUAGUGCGGUUAAAUUCCCUUCGGAGCUACAACAUACUCUUGACAACAAA
Molecule: messenger RNA, 1303 nt
Organism: Suillus fuscotomentosus
Lineage: Eukaryota; Fungi; Basidiomycota; Agaricomycetes; Boletales; Suillaceae
Exons: 5
Coding region: 117-1211 (364 amino acids)
Molecular function (GO): nucleotide binding
Source: RefSeq, a predicted model, not a curated record